AUGUCUCCUCGUCGCACUCGCAACUCCACUCAAGGCCGCACCAGUCUACAUCUCAACCAGAAGAGUAAAGCAUCCAUACCAUUGGACAUUCUUGAUCAUACGCCCAUGGCCGCGACUUCAGCUUCAACUCCUCUCCAUUCUUCAACGCUCUCGCCUAGGAAGCGCUUAACUCCUCUUCCUAUUUCACCGCCCUCUCCAAAGAAGCGGCGGUUCGCAGAAUCCACUGACCCCGCCUCGACGCCACCACCUUCUCCUUCCUCUUUGAAUGUAUCCCAUCUCUCGCCAUCCCUCGUCUCUGAUCAGCACAGUAUCACCAUAGCUGUGCCACAAGUCCAGACACUAAGUCCUCUUACACGAAGUCUGUCUAUCGUGACACUCCAUCAUGACAUCGACAUGGAACAAGAUCUGAAAUCACCUGCGAAGGCACGGUCGCCAUCCCCUGCACCGACUGAAGUGGUCUCCGAAGAGGAACUUCCCAAGAAGGACCCGGAAGCCAUUCACCGAGAACUUAUCGAGCAGAAAAUCAAAAUUCGCGAUUUCGCGUGGGAGCCCAAUCCUGCGGUGGUUGUCCCCUUCAACCCUGUCCGUGCGUUGGUGGAUCACGAUUGGCACCUGCGGAAUGUCAAGCAGCACAAACUCAAAGUCUCCUAUCAGGGGCUAUGGCGCCUCCUGCGCAUGGGCUGGAUCACUCUUACUGAGGUUGAACCAUUUUGGAGCACUGACCUGCGCCAGAACGUCCUGCAGUUCGACUCCCAAGAAGAUGGGCCCAUACCGGUAGAAUGGGUCAACAGCUCAUCAAGUGACACCAUCCCGACGCCUCAGGAGCGUGUGUGGUUGAGGAAGCGUCGGUACCCCCCCACGUUGGGCGACUUGCCUGACAGCCAGUUUUUCGGGUCCGAACCCCAUGUGACCGCCAAACAGCCAGCCGGAUCGGCUCUCCAGUGUCAGAAGACGGAGGUCGUACUUGACCUCAACAAUUAG
Molecule: messenger RNA, 981 nt
Organism: Heterobasidion irregulare TC 32-1
Lineage: Eukaryota; Fungi; Basidiomycota; Agaricomycetes; Russulales; Bondarzewiaceae
Exons: 1
Coding region: 1-981 (326 amino acids)
Source: RefSeq, a predicted model, not a curated record